AUUACUGCUACAUAUUACACGUAUUCACUCGUAUUAUAGUUUCAAUAUGAAUUUAAAAUAUUCAAUAAUAGUAUAUGUAAUAUUAUUAUAUAUGUUAGUUCAUGUUUUAUGUGAAACUGUGUACUCAGAUGAUAUGGACCAUGUGAUUAGUUUAUUAUUAAAUACUGAAAGUGUAGAAAGCAGUGAAUCUGAGAUUGAUGAAAAAGACAAUAAAAUAAUAUUUUCGGAAGGUUUAUGGAAAUGUGGUGAUUGUUCAGACUCAAAUAUAAUAAAUCCUAUUUAUUCUGAAUCUUAUGAUGUGGAUACAAAUUAUGGAGAUGAUAUGGAAUUUGAGUUUGCCCUAUCCAUUGAGAACACACGCUGCGUGAUGAUAUCUGCAGACGACGCGUGUCUCGUGCAAGUGAGAUCUGGGAACUGUGUCGGAGAUAGCGUCACUUUCAGCGUAACGGGAGCCUCGCAUUAUGACGUCACUGUUUAUUAAUAUAACUAGCUUACCGCCUGCGGCUUCGCCCGCUUUCUCUUAAACAAUUUGAGAUUUAAACUAUCCUAUCUCUCAAGUUAGAUCGAACUGCA
Colias croceus (clouded yellow) is the source of this 573-nucleotide messenger RNA. RefSeq lists its product as uncharacterized. Bases 47 to 481 code for a protein of 144 amino acids. The transcript has 3 exons. The record is from RefSeq and is a predicted model, not a curated record. NCBI's taxonomy places the organism in Eukaryota, Metazoa, Arthropoda, Insecta, Lepidoptera, Pieridae.